GCAGUUUAUUGCAAAUUAUAGUCACUUCUGUGACAGCAAAAGAACUCAUUUUCGUGUAAAAAUUCUAUGGUAUACAUUCUACUACACUUCUCGAGGUGGCAUUAGAAGCCAUGGAGAUUGAGAUUGAAGGACGGCGUAUGGUGAUCCAGCUGAAUUGGAGCCGUCCGAAACUGCAAGACCAAUUGCUUAAAAGCGCCUUGACAUUGACGAAAGUCGACGCUGAUGCCGGACAAAAUGUCACGCCGACUCAUUCAUUGGCUGUCUGUUUGCUUCAACACGGGCUGAACCGUUACAGCGACUUGCGUAGGCUGGGCGAGGCAUGGCGUAGCACAAAAUCUUGUGGGAUCAACUGCGACGAAGGUGAUUGGAUCCGAUUCUGCCAACAUUUGGAUAAAAAAACCGAAGCUGAACUUGAGCUGAAGAAUGAACAAAUAACUAAGAAAGCUUCAGAAGAAGUAACACCUCGAUCAUCAACUGUUAAUUUACAGCGAAUCAUAAAAGGGGUAGUUGAUACCCUCGACCAAUUCCAAUGGUUGGGAUUGUUAAACACGUCAAGUUCGUUCCGGGUCGGUUGCAUUGUCGGAGAAGACUAUGUAAUUGAUAUAAGACCGAAAAUCUACGAAUCAGCCGAGUCUAUUUGCAGGCAUCAGUACGUAUGGUACGAUAGCGAUUCACAAACUUUUCACGGUAUCGCCAAAUGGAUGGACACAUUUCAAGAUCGACAGGCGUACCGUGUCGCUCUGUCUUGUCAAGUGGCUCAAAAUCUCAAAGACUUUUGUUGCUGUUUGCUGAAAAAAGGCAAUCCAGGUGAUGAUGAACUGGAAACGCGAUCCAUGGCCUAUCUGAAAGAGCUGAACCAACAGCUGGACCGUAACAUCGAGGAUCACUUAGCGAUGGUAGAUCGAUGGGAUGAGGCCAGCGAGGAGAGCAGCAAGCUUAAGAUCCUACUACACGAACUUCUCGAUCCGAGUUUCGACGAGCACAGAUUCGAAAUCAACUUGGAACUGAGACAAGAAUUCAUCGAGAGCUUAGAAAAAGCUUACGGUGAGGUGCAGAUUCUUCGACAAGAGGCCUAUGAGAAGGCUCGACUUCAAGCCAUUCAGAAUAGGGAAGAGGAUGAACGCAAGGAACGGCAGUUCAAGUUGGAAAUUGAAACCGCUACUGCUGAAAUCCAACGACUCGAACAGGAAAUUGAAGUGGACGAACGAUCGGCUCAACAGCAGUUCGGAGAUCGGACGGAGCAGAUGAAGAAGGCACGUUACCGCGACCUGUGGCAGACAGCCAGGUACAAAGUGCUGGAGACGAGCAACCGAAAGAAGCCACUGAGAUUCAUCGGUGCCGUCCAGGUACUCAUCAUGCAAAAGCGUGAGCUACUAAAGAGCAAGACCGAACAACUAGAAUGGGAUCGCUUCCGUUUGCUGCUGCACGGACUGCCUCCUCCGUUGGAGAUCGCCAAACACGGUCGCAAUCACAAACUAUUCGCCAUCGAUACCGAUGCCACAGCCGACGCCCUGCUCACUGACGUCCUUGAGGAGUUGAAGCUUUUGGAAUUGUUUCUGAAGCAGGGAGGAAAUCUUCCGCUGUUGAUGUCGUACGCACGACAGAACUCGUCCAAGGUUUUGGCCGAAAUUCGACGCAUCCUCGACAAGAUGGUGACGGAGCCCAUCAACAGCAUGUCAAAUCAAACGUGGAGAUUCAGCGGUUGCGCACUCCUCUUGAGUCACAUUUACAACCAAUGGAUGACAAAGAAUUCGUCAUCGUCCGAACAUCGCUGUGAAGAGAUCACAAUUGAAGCUUCCCGUGUUAUCUAUAUCGACGUGGAUUGGAUGACGCCGGGAUUGAGUUUGGCUCUGUCGUCGCCUCGAAUCGAAGCCGUUGGAACGGGCAUACGUCGCGUGAUUGACUUAUCGGGUGAAGACGCCAAACGGACAAUUCCCGAAAAAGCCAACGAUGGACGCGAUGCUGGAUUGAGUGGCGACGACGGAGAGCACGGAGCGGCCGGUCAGAGUGCCGGUCAUUUGUCUAUUAACUGUGACACUUACCUCGGCAUGCCGCUCGUCAUCCAUGCCAGAGGCGGUAAUGGUUCCAAUGGACAGAACGGCGGCAACGGAAAACCCGGAAUCAAUGGUCAAAAUGGAAGAAACGGAGAGCUACAACCGAAAGAGAAAGUGAAUCAAGAUUUCGAUUUUAUACCGUUGAGAUAUUACUGGAACUUUCCGAAAAGUGUCUAUCAAUAUUGUUCUGGUAAAAUAUACGACACUUGUCACUUGGUUCUAGGAGAGCCCGGAACACCAGGCAAGUCCGGCGGGAGCGCUGGAAGCGGCGGGUGCGGAGGACAGGGAGGAUUUGCUGGCAAAGUUGAGGUGGAAUGUGGCACGGGUGGUAAUCUAAUCGACAUAGCGCAAAAUGAAAACGGCAAAGAUGGCACGGAUGGCAAACCUGGAACAAGCGCCAAAGGGGGAGAGGGGGGACGCAACGGCGAUGACUCGGCACGUGUUUUUGAAACAAAUUCGGAUUCGCUAGACCCCUGGUUCUGGGUGGCUGGCGAAUGGCGUAAGGACAAAGGCAAAUUGAAAAUUGAACGCAUAAUGCGCAAAAGUAAUCAAAGUGAACAAAUUGGUUCGAGGAUCAUCGUUGUCGCUCAAGACAGCGGAAGAGCGACCGACGGAGAGCGAGGUGAAGACGGCCAAGACGCGGAUCAGAGCCACCAGAAAAAAUCAACACCCAAAAGGGCUAUGGUAGAAGCGGGGGCAUCCUGGAGAAGCGACGCUGCUGCCACCGCUUUAGCAUCCUCGCGACUCCAGCAGAAAGAGGCGGCCAUCCAGAAACUUGGCGCCGCCAUUACCAACUCCAGCGAAGCGGCAAGGCGCGCCAGAGCCGCCGCCAAACAACAAGAGGCCAACGAGAAGAAACUGAAACAAAUGAAAGAAGGUGAACAGCGGAUGCGCAAGGCAUUCCAACUGGCCAAGACGCAAUCCACGUCCCAGCUGAUGCGCACUACGCAGAGGACCCACACAAUCCCACACACCAGGCAGCUGGUGCAGGCGAAAGUUCAAUCAGCCUUAAAGAAAAUGACGAGUUCAUUCCCUAACACGGCCCACGUCCUAGCCAAAACACAACCAGCGACCCAGUCUGAGUGGGCCGCCAUGAAUGGUGUGGAUGUCCUCGACGCUCUCGUCGCCAAGUAUUCAAAGAUCUCGAAUGAAUCGUCGAGAACCUUGUCCAUACUGACGCAAUCUAUAGUCCUGCAAAUCUACUUGCCAGAGCCAGCGGACCGCGGACUCGUUUGGUCCUCGAUUGCGAAAAUAACGCGACGCAUAGAUGGUCACCCGGACCAUUUGAUUCAAUCGCUUCGAUGUAUUAGCCAGGACAUUGAUCUGAUCCAAGAGCUUAUAUCGGCUAAAGGAGGCAUUCUCCUCAAACCAAUGAGCGACGUCAUCCUGAAAAAGACAAACGACAUGGCCCGGGACAUCGUAACGACCGCUGAGAAUGCACUCGACGUUUUAGGCGUAUUGUACGCUUUUCGGCAGCUAAGCUGGAGCUACGAAGAGCUCCAAAAAUUACUUGGGCCGCUGGAAGAUAACGAGAUGAGAAAAGGCUUUGGAUCUUUGAUGGGAAAGAGCAACAAAGGAUCAUCGGCCCCUGACCCAGCCAAGAGCAAACUGAUCCAUUUUGUGCGCGACAAAUUGAUCUAUUCCGUUGCCGAAGUGAUGACGACAGCGACAUCGGUCAGAGAUGGGAAUAAAGAGUAUCCUGAUGAAACGAUGAUCCAAUCACAAGUGCUAACGCUUAACGGUUUGUUGCAAUGCUGCUCUCUUCACCUCACAACCCCUGACGGUGUGCCGGUGGCAACGUUUUUCGAUAAGCUGAUGGAAAAACUGAAAAAUAUCUCUGGCAAAGAAGGAAAAACCGGCGAUGACGUCAACGUCGCCCUGACGGACUUUGCCUGCCGUCAAAUUGGAAUCAAGAAAGUACGCGAUUUGAUGCCGAUUUCAAACACCACGUCCUCAGCUUCACCCGCCAAUCAAAUGGCUCUCAAUGUGGAUGAUGAACAGCGCUUGGAAAAGCUUUGCUUCCUUUUGAGUCACAUGAAAGUCGAUGUCGAUGACCUGGACGCUAUCCGUUUAGCUGUGGAAAAAGGCAAACCGUCCACAAAGAACCGUACAAAACCAUCUACUCGCUCGCCGAACAAGCGUUUGUCAAUUUUUACUGGACUCGCGAAUGGGAAAGUUAUUACGUUCUUGAAGGAAAUCAAAGAGAACCAAAAUCGUCCAGAUGAAAGCCCGUCUGAAAUGCUGGACAAGGAGGAACUACACGGCCAGUUGAACGAGCUUCAGAAAGUGGUCGAACGAUUGAAGGCGGCCCUAAUGUGGACUCACAGUGGUAAAUCUUACAAAGAUAUGAUGGAGGUGUGCACUAAGCUCAAGAAAAAGCUCGACACAUCCGGAUGGAAGGAAAAAAUAAGCGCAGCUUUUUGGACAACAUUGAAGCGAUCUUCCGACGAGAAGGAAACGCCCUUGGUAAAGUGCAUAAAUUGGGCUCGUGAGCAGGAGAGGAACAUUGUCGGAAUUUUUGAAGACUCGCACAAGGAUUUGCCAGAGACUAAUAGCAAAGAUUUUAUGUCAUUCGUCUUCCGUUUACAGACAAUUCGCCAACCGAGUAAAUCGGACAAGGAAUCGAUGGUUCCACAAUUUCGAAAGGCUUUGCAUUAUCUUGACCACAACAAACGGGUUCCUUUCACUGUUUCCGAAAUGAAACUGUUCCAUGAGGUGUUCAGCAAAACAAGGGAAGGCAUUUUCAAGGAUGAAACGAUCCUUCGUGACCAAGCCAAGUUGAAAAACGAGUACGUUGGACGCUAUGCAGAUCACCAUUUUCUCAGAUGGAUAGACAGUUACGAGGAAAUUGCGCUAAUUCAAGCAGAAAUCAGCAGACAGUGGGAGAGUUGUUCCACAGAUUCCGAUAAGGCGUCCCAACAAGCCAAAGUGGCACGUCGGAAGAACAUCUUGUUGAACCGCUACGCCGCACUCACGACGUUCUUCUUGUCGCCGCAAAAAUGCCACGAAGCAUGGCGUUCUUUGAUGCGAGAAAUGAAAGUGGACGAGUUAGAUCAACAGCUUAGAACAAGAGUAUCCAAUACUUUUGGAAAUUGCAUCCAGCAAAUGAUUGGUGACGUCGAGGCGGCCCUCAAUCAAAUCAAGGAAGGAGAUAAUGUUCAGUCAGACGGUAUUCCUGAAGAUGGAGGAGGUGAAACGCUGUGCACUGAAACCAAGCGAUGCUUAUCCAUUGUUGACACCCUGCUCACGUCAUCGAAUUGCCUUCUUGUUAAAAAAGAGCUCAGCUCCACGAUUUCUACGAUUCUUUCGGAUGUCGAGCUUCUGUUCGAGUACCUCGUCGAAUUCGACGACACGAACGCCGAGCGUAUAACGCCAUACCUAGAAAAAUGGAGGACGUCUUUGGCGACCAUGGAAGAAACUGGAAACUUAUUGAAACUAUCGGCUGACGUCCGACGAGGAGUGGCCAAUGUUUUGGACAUAGCCAACUGGUCGACCACCAGCGACGACCGUCUACUUGAAACGCUCAACCGCCGCACUAAGCAAAAUCGCGAAAACAUGACAAAUGCCCUACAACGUCAAAAAAACCUUUAUCGAAUUUUUGACACGAGAACGGUUGAUGGAUGACGUCUUGAGCGUCGUCAAGGCAUCUGUCGGUUGCUUGGGAGAAGGUGAAGAUUUAAAUCCGUCCAGCCUUUGCUGUCACAAGAAUCACAACUUACCACUGUUGAUACAAAAGCAAGUGGACAUUUGGAACGAAUGUGCUCCGGCCGA
This is a messenger RNA of Daphnia magna, 5825 nucleotides long. RefSeq lists its product as uncharacterized. The record is from RefSeq and is a predicted model, not a curated record. Lineage: Eukaryota; Metazoa; Arthropoda; Branchiopoda; Diplostraca; Daphniidae.